Molecule: messenger RNA, 5859 nt
Organism: Tympanuchus pallidicinctus (lesser prairie-chicken)
Lineage: Eukaryota; Metazoa; Chordata; Aves; Galliformes; Phasianidae
Gene: SCN3B
Product: sodium voltage-gated channel beta subunit 3
Exons: 14
Coding region: 2814-3485 (223 amino acids)
Biological process (GO): sodium ion transport; regulation of heart rate by cardiac conduction; ventricular cardiac muscle cell action potential
Cellular component (GO): voltage-gated sodium channel complex
Molecular function (GO): sodium channel regulator activity
Source: RefSeq, a predicted model, not a curated record
GCCCUCUCUGAAGUCUGGAAGUCAAGCACUUUCUGGAGUAGCUGUGAAGUCACCCUCGGGUUUGGAAGGCUGCUGUUACCGUGGGACUGCUGAUAAGGCUGAUGGAGUCUAGGAUCUUUUACCUUGAAAGAGAAGGACCUGAAGGUCCCCAUGUGGCUGUGCUCAUGCCACUGCUGGAAGACCAUAAUCACUCCAGAGUUCCUGGGCUGAUAUCUAAAUUGGGAAUGUGGGAAGAUUGAGAAAUGUCACCAAAUACAGCAAACAAGCAACCUUGCUUUUGGAGGUUCCAUCCACAGCAGCAGAGAUUGACAUGGGCCAGCAGUGUUGUGGUGUUUGCUGGAAAGGAUUCCUUGCUUUAGAGGUGGUGCCACCAGGAAAGAAUGAUGAGUGGACUGAACCUGCCAAAGGUGACAGAAACUAAAAGCUCAGUGUUUCUGUUUGUGACCCGUUGUGAAGUUGGGUUCUCUAAGGAAGAGACAAAAAUGAGCACACUUGCAUUGGAAUGACAGCACUUUGGUUUUGAUCCAUCAGAGGAAACUGGCAUCACGUCACAGAGCUGUGUCAUCCUCAGGUGUAGUCAGAAGACUUCAGCCUAUCAAGCCCAUUUUUUGGCUUUGAGGCUGGAACAGCACUCAGGAAAAUCUAUCUGCUGCAGGAAACAUUCCUACCUGUCAGUCGUAGCCUGUCCUCACAGUCGUGCAGUGGAUUCCCAGGGUUGUGUUCAGGUCUGUGCUGUUGUGUGAAAUGGAUUAAGAGAAUGAAAGAAGCUGCCCUGACACAUCACAGAAAGCACGUUUCUUUCUAAAUCAAAGAGUUCUUCCAAUAGCAAUGGCCUUCUGGAAGCACGAUGCUGGAAUGCUGGAUUUCUGCUGUGUGAGUGUGAUUGGGGAGCAUCCACCAACAGCAUCCCAUGUUCUUGAGUUGGAGGGCCUCACCUCUAGUGCUGGAAGGAAGCUGUCUCUCUUUCCAAAAUGACUUCUGGAGUGCCUGGGGUUAAAGGAGAAGAGGAAGAGCACCAAGACACCUGAGCGAGACUGUGAUGAGGAUGAAGGGUCAAUUAGUGGCUGUUGAGCAAAUCAUAGAGCUGCUGCAUCCUUGUAAUCCUAUAGACUUGGACCCUCUCUGCCAAUCCUGGCAGUGCUCUCCGGAAUAGAUGUAAGUAGAGCAGCACAGCACAGUGCAGCUCUGCUGAUCCGUGUCCUGCAGCUCCUGGCAGUGCACCUGGCUGCCCGGGAACAGAUGUGAUUUCCACUGCACUUCAUGAAACAGGUGCUUGUCAAAUGAGAUGGCUGUGAACAUUGUUCAGUGCUUCCUGUGGCUAUAAAAAUACCCUUCACCAGCACUCAGGCUGGAUUGUUCCGGAAAAGCUAGGAGCAAAUCCUGUAGCUAAGCCUGCCUUUCCUUUUGUUGAGUUGUGGAAACAGAGAGGGGCAAUGGGAGGUGAGCAUGUGGCUUUAUGUAUUAUCAUCUCUGGGUAUUGGGGGUGCUAUUUUUGCUUCCUUCAGGGAAAAGUUAAAUAUUCUGAUUCAGACAUUCACGACGGAUGGCUUUUAAGGGAGAAAGUGGAAAGGUGUUGCUGACAUCUGGUCUCUGCUCCUGGCUCCUGGAGAUACAUAGGUGUUUUCUUUGGGAAAUUUGAUGGUAGCAUGGUGGAUAAAGCUGGAGAACCCCACGGGCAGAGGAGAUAGAAGCUGCCAUGGCUUUGGUCAGCCACUGCUGCAAUAUUUCAGGGCUGCAAAGGUUUCAGGGGUCACAGCCUCUGCUACAAACAGUUGGAUGAUUUUUAGGAAGGGCAUUCACUGUCUUUGUUCUAUGCCUGCUUUGCUUAUGCAGUGUAGGGACCAGAUUGCAUGUGUGUGCCCUCAGGACCAAGCUGCAGUGCUGGGAAGGUCCAGACUCAGCAGUGUAGUGCCCUGCUGGGGAGCCCACGUCCAGCCAGAGGGCUGAAUCCGAUGCUUUCAGAUGGCUGCUGUUUUCUGUUGGGUGGUUCUCAUCUGUCCAACACGUACGUCUGGGUUUUGGCACAGGGAGUUGCUCCCAUGUCAUUGUCUGAUGGAAUUGGCCAGGUUUCAUUCAAUAGAUUGCGCUGUGCAUUGAGCUGCCAUCAGCACAGAUGCUUUGUGAAGAGGGAGCCCAUUUAACGAGCGCUUCGUUUCUCCCUCUCUGCCCACUGUGACCUUCAGAGUUGGAGCCUUUCUGGGUGCUGUGGCUCCAGUCCAAGCAGAGAAAGCCCAGCCUGCUGCUGGCACUGAGCUCCUGGGAGUCGGACUGGAACACGAGGAGAGGAUUUCCCAGUAUUUCCAGACGUGACCUUCAGAGCUGUACAAAUGCUAGUAUUAAACUCAUUACAGGCGAAGCCCUCCCGGUGACCUCGCACAGAUAGCUCUCCCCCUGCUCUUUAUCUGGCUUUAUUUCCGAGACAGAUAAACGAUGCUAAUAACCCCUCUCCAGCCAAAAGGGAAAAAGAGCACGGCCCCCUCCCCUGACUCCAACAGAACCCAGCAAGGAAACCUCGAGCUGCAUCUCCACAACCGGGAGGAGCCCCGCGUUGGGGUUGGGGCCGGCGGUGAGGGAGGGCCCGCGCAUGCCUGCCGUGAGCCGGGCCCCCCGCCCGGGCGAGGCUGAGCUCCGCGCAGCCGUUGCCGGCCGUGGGGUUGCCGAGAGCCGGCGGAGCGCGGCUCGCUCUCUCCCGCAGCCACCUGCUGCUCCCGGAGCCGCCCCGCCUCGCCCCGGCCCUGUCCGUGGUGCUGCCGCCGGAGCGCGGAUCCUCGGAGCAUCCUGUUGCGUUGUACGGGAGGAGCUGAGCCCGAGGGAUGAUGAGCUCCUCGCUCGGAACAAUGGCUGCGCUGCCGAGGCUGCUCUGCGCUUCUUCGGCCGCUUUGGUCGUUUGGGCUGGUUUUUGUUCUGCAGUAUGUGUUGAAGUUCCAUCAGAGACAGAGGCAGUCCAGGGCACGGACAUGAAGCUGCUCUGCAUCUCCUGCAUGAAGAGGGAAGAGGUCACAGCCAGCACAGUGGUGGAAUGGUUCUACAGGCCGGAGGGUGGCAAAGAUGAACCCAUCUACGAGCACAGGAAAAUGAAUCACGAGUUUCCAAGCCGCUUCAGUGGUCGGAUACAAUGGAAUGGCAGUAAAGACAUGCAGGAUGUAUCCAUCACUGUGUUAAAUGUCACCUUGAAUGAUUCGGGUAUCUACACCUGUAAUAUCACCCGGGAGUUUGAGUUUGAGAUUCACCGGCCUCUCUUCACAAGCUCCAGAUUGAUCCACCUCACCGUGGUGGAGGAGGCUGGAGAAGACUUCACCUCAGUCAUCUCUGAAAUCAUGAUGUACAUUCUGCUGGUCUUCCUCACCUUGUGGCUACUGAUAGAAAUGGUCUAUUGCUACAGGAAAGUCUCUAAGGCAGAGGAGGCUGCCCAGGAAAAUGCGACAGACUACCUUGCAAUUCCAUCAGAAAACAAGGAAAACUGUGCCGUGCCUGUAGAGGAAUAACAGAGAGGUAUCUGCAGAGUGCACAGCACCAAGGGGCUCUGAAGACAGAAGGAUCACGUCAUGCCAGCCAGGUUUGAGGGGGAGCUCUACGCCAUCAGGAGGAAAUACGGGGAAGUGUAAAUUCUCUUCCAUUUGCCUUGGACUCUGUACAGCCUUGACUUUGGCCUCAUGACUCCAUUCUGAGCUGCCAGCCCAUUUGUUACAGGACUCUCCUUUUGAAGCAUGCUGAGCAAAGGGCACAGGGGGUGUGGGCAGCACGGCUCCUUCCCAAGUUUCAGUUCCAUCAUCACGUUAAUGGCUUUGUAACAGUUAAUGUCAUUUCUUAGCUGCUAUCACCACCACCUUUAUUUGCAAAAUAUGCUAGUUCUCCAUUGCAGACAUAAAGGGUAUGUGUAUUGUUACUCUGACCUGCAGGACUGGGAAUAUCUUCAUCUUAAGGUGAUGAUGUUCCACCACAGCCCAGGAUGUGACUAUAGGUGUUAAACAGGAAGAGUUUAAUUAGUGUAGUUGUUGCUCAGUAAGUUCCUUUGGACUUUGGGCUGCUAGGGUAGAUGCAGAGUAGCAUGAGAACUAUAAAUGCAUUCAAACAGAUAAAAAUGUGUAGCAGAAAGAUGAGUCCCUGUGCUAUGGUCACACCUGCUUCUGAAGGAGGGAGCUGAGAAUAUAAAUCCUGAAGUACUCCUAAUUUGGGAGGCUGCAUAACGUAAGUAUAAGAAUCCCCUGUCCCAUCCCUUCCACUUAGCAAGAGUUGAAAUUCUUAGUUCCUUCCAUUUGCCUUGUGCAGCAGGUUUACUCCUCCAGCAUACAGAGACAGUGAUAGGAAUAACCUGUGGAGCCGUGUUCAGCAACCACAGGGGAGCCAGUAAGACAAGGUACGCCUUUAACAUAUUUCUGGGGGAUGCUCUGAAAGGAAGAACAGGCAAGGAAAGUAACUAGGAUGCAUAGCCCUCUGAGUGGGACACGGCUUUGUAAAAUAAUCCUUGCAGUUGUGAUGGUCGUCUUAUACUGUAUUGCAGCACCACCCAGAGGAAUAGAAAGAAAAUGCUUGUUUUUCCCUAGUCUGCAGUAAUUCUGUUUUGUGAUUAGUCACCGAUUUGAAUAGUCAGUAUUCAUUGUAAAUGACACAUUUCUGCACAGGAAAUACCUUGUAAAUUCAAUGGCACCUAUGCAAAUUUACCUUCUAAAUCUUAGUGGCUUAAGCAGAGUGCAAUUAGUUUGCUGGCUUUGAGUGUAGAUCAGUUGAGCACAACCACCAGGAUUAUGAGGGAAAAAACAGGCAGAAAUAUUGGCCAGGGUAAAGUUGUACUUUAGGAUGAAGUGGGGAAAGAUUGAGGGGGUUUUUUUCAUAUGGGAGAUGUUGUUACAUCCCUGCUGCAAUGGAGCCUUUGUUGCUUGCAAGAGCUGACAAAUUUUGCUACACCGACUGCUUCUAAGUACUCUGAAGUGCUUGUGAAUCUCAAGGCAUGCUCUGUACAUACGGGAUUUCCCCUGCUUAUGUUCUGCUGCAGUUUGUGUUGCUAAAAACCAUAGAAAUGUCUCCAUUUGUAAGUCAGGUCCAGGCCGGAUUUCUAACUGGCCGUUGUUCAAAAUUCCCUUUUUAGGAGCAAGUUUCAACUUUAGCCAGCUGUUACAAUGCAGUUCACAGAGCUGAGUCUGGCAACCUGAGCACGUUUUGCAGCUGAAUCACGCUUGUAGUCUGGGCACCUUAAACUCUAAUACCCCCCAAAUGCCUCCUCUUCUCAUUCUGCUGGGUGUCUUCAUUUUCCCUAGGCCAUCUUGCCUGGCCUCAGGGCAUUUGGGGGCAUAAUUCUAACUCUAGAUCCACAGAAACAGAGGAGCUGGCCCUGCAGUUUCCGUCGCUGAUCAUGGCACUAACACCCAGGGUGAUUUUUAGGUAAGGCCAUUAAACCCCUCUCCCACUUCAGCCGUGUUCCUCCCAGCCCUUGUGAAGUGCUGAUAACCUUCUGAUGGUACAACGUUGAGCCAAAAGAAAACCAAAAAAAGGUGUAAACUGUUUCUUGAGAGCGACCUCGGGUGGUAAGGGAGGGCUGUCCUGUAGUCCUGCACCUUGUGCUAUUUUACACACAUCUUCUUUAGAUGCUUUUUUGGACACAUCUUUCACUUUUCCAGUUCCUGCAUCUGACUAUUGCCCUGUGUUGUCCUAGAUGGGAAAAUGGUGUCUAAAUUUUGCUCAGGAUUCCAACGGGGAAAAAAAAAAGGUUGGUUUAUUUCAAGGGCAGCAUUAAAGGCAGGUUAUGUCCUGGGAGAGACGGUCCUGGUUGGGAUCUGAAGAGACCUUCUCUGUGUAUCUGGAAAUGAUAGAAAAGCCUAGAAGCAGGCAGGACAAUAAAAAGAACAAAGCACUCACAAGUCA